AUGAGCAAUACAGCUUUUGAUCUGAGCGGUAAGUCGGCGGUCAUCACGGGCGGAAAUGGCGGCAUCGGACUCGGCAUAGCGGUCGGACUGGCGGAUGCGGGCGCCGACAUACUCGUCGCGGCGCGCAACAAGGCGAAGACCGACGCAGCGGUGAAGCAGCUUCAGGCGCUCGGCGUGCGCGCCGUCGGCACAACCACGAAUGUGCAGCACGAAGAUGAGGUCGCCGACAUGGUGAAGCUGGCGCUCGAUGAGUUCGGCAGCUGGACAUUCUUGUGA
This is a messenger RNA of Geodia barretti, 276 nucleotides long. NCBI's taxonomy places the organism in Eukaryota, Metazoa, Porifera, Demospongiae, Tetractinellida, Geodiidae. The record is from the annotation of a GenBank genome assembly.